Molecule: messenger RNA, 1355 nt
Organism: Caenorhabditis sp. 36 PRJEB53466
Lineage: Eukaryota; Metazoa; Nematoda; Chromadorea; Rhabditida; Rhabditidae
Source: the annotation of a GenBank genome assembly
AUGAGGAAUGGCCGAAGUUUAGUGACGUGUUUGGCGGCCGCCGCCCGCAAUGCGCACUUUAGGAACACACUUUGGAAUAGACAUCGUUUGGUUAGAUUUUCAACUGACAAUUAAGAUGAAAAAGCUGAAAAUUCGCGAAAACAGAGCUGUCUCAAUGUACUUGUAGCAAAAUCUUGCGCAUAAUACGUAGAACGGUGUAUACACACCGGGCAUCAGAUUUGACGAUAUUCACUAGUUGUUCGUGAAAAAUGCAUAAUCUUCAGGCCUUUUCCUCGUCUGUCGCCUCCUCGAGCACCUCCCGAACAGAAGAAGUGACGCAGCCGCUCGCAAUCCGCUUCGAGUACGGUCUUCCGCUCAUCGACGUGCCACUUCCCUCGCGAAAUGAGCCGUGUCAGUUCACGAUGCGACCGUUGAGCGAUACGGUCGGCUCGCUGUGCGAUUUCCUCCGACAAGAGGAUCGAGGCAUCGAUUAUGUCGCUGUAUAUGGGACCAGUAUGUUCGAAAAAUCGAAAAAUCUUCAAAUUCACAAUUAUUCGAGUUCAGACGGUGUCAAACUGGCGACGUGCACCUCCAUCGAGCACCUCCUUCAGUUCGGCGCGUUUCGACUUCGCCUCAACGACAAAUUCUUCGAUGUGACCGUGCCGAAGACCGCGACAACGCCCUACGACAGUGAUAAGUGAGUUCUUUCCCAGAUUUUCCCCCAAAAAACGUCCAUUUUUUGCAGACUCCGUCAGUUGGACGACCUGCGCGCCACCGUUGCGUCGCUCCACGCGGCUCUCUGCGUCGACGAGUACAAACUGUCGCGCGAGCGGAAACUUCUUCUCCAACUGGAGAACGCCGAGACGCUUCUGGCGCCGUUGCACGAGGCGAAGCUGAAAAUCGAGGCGGAAUGCGAGGCGCACACCGACCGCGUCAUGUGGGCCGGAUUCGCGGCGUGCGGCGUGCAGACGGGCUUGUUCGCACGGCUCACCUGGUGGGAGUACUCGUGGGACAUCAUGGAGCCCGUCACCUACUUUGCCACCUACUCUACGGUUAUCGCCACGUUCGGCUACUAUUUGUACACACGACAGGUGAGAAAAUUGCGCGAAAAACUAGGUUUUUCUGCCAAGAACUUUGCGCAAUGACCAGAAAUUCAAUUUUUACAGAGUUUCGAGUAUCCGUCGGCGCGCGAACGUGUCUACACAAAACAAUUCUAUCGUCGUGCGCAAAAACAGGAAUUCGACAUCGAAAAGUACAAUCGGCUCGUCAAUGAGGUCGACGACUUGCGGAACCAACUCAAACGGAUGCGCGAUCCGCUCUUCCAGCACCUGCCCGUCAGCUAUCUGUCGAAUUUGGAGCACGAAAAAUCGGAAUAA